GCAGACUGUGAGGUCCAGGAAGUGAAGCAGCUGGAGUUCCAGGCUGGUGAUUAGAUGGAGCUGGGAGUCUAGGAUCCAGUGCCUGAGUGACCCGGGGUCCAGUGCCUGAGUGACCCAGGGUCCAGUGCCUGAGUGACCCAGGAUACAGUGCCUGAGUGACCCGGGUGCCUGAGUGACCCAGGGUCCAGUGCCUGAGUGACCCAGGGUCCAGUGCCUGAGUGACCCAGGGUCCAGUGCCUGAGUGACCCAGGGACUUGCAUUUACAAUGAUGGCUGGUGGGAGCAGCAUUAAUACUGAAUAUGGACCCUGUGUGUCUGCUGAGCAGGAGGAAUCUGCCCCCCUCCUGGGGAAUAGACCGAGAACCUCCGGAGCAUCUUUUGGGCUGUCUGUGUUCAAUUUGAUGAAUGCCAUCAUGGGAAGCGGCAUUUUAGGGUUAUCUUAUGCAAUGGCCAGUACUGGCGUCAUUGGCUUUAGCAUCCUGCUGUUGACUGUUGCCUUACUUGCCGCGUAUUCCAUCCAUUUACUGCUGCGUAUGUGCAUUCAGUCUGCUGUCACAUCGUACGAGGACCUCGGUAUGUCUGCAUUCGGAUCGAUUGGAAAGAUUCUUGUGGCGUGCACAAUCUUAAUUCAGAACAUCGGAGCUAUGUCGUCCUAUUUGUUUAUCAUCAAAUCUGAGCUGCCCUCUGCUGUUGCUGGGUUCCUGUCCGGAGAUCACAGCGGUUCGUGGUAUCUCGAUGGCAGAAUAUUACUAAUAAUCACAUGCGUGUGCGUUGUUCUUCCGUUAGCCCUCCUUCCCAAAAUAGGCUUUCUUGGCUACACAAGUAGUUUGUCAUUUUUCUUUAUGGUGUACUUUGCAAUUGUGAUUGUCAUAAAAAAAUGGUCGAUCCCUUGCCCGCUGCCGUUAAACCACACAAUUGAAUAUUUGCAGGAUUCCAACAAUUCUGAAUGUAAACCAAAGCUUUUUGAAUUUUCCAGAGAGAGCGCCUUUGCUUUACCCACGAUGGCCUUCUCCUUCCUUUGCCAUACAUCAGUGUUGCCGAUUUACUGUGAGCUUAAAAGUCCAUCCAAGAGCCGGAUGCAGAACGUGGCCAACCUGGGGAUAGUGUUAAGUUUCAUCAUAUAUUUCAUAUCUGCCUUGUUUGGAUACCUCACAUUCUACGAUAAAGUCGAUUCUGAACUGCUGCAAGGUUACAGCAAAUACCUCCCGAGUGAUGUCUUGGUCAUCACAGUGCGACUCUUCAUACUCCUCGCGGUUCUGCUCACUGUGCCCUUAAUACAUUUUCCUGCUCGGAAAGCCUUUAUAAUGAUGGUUUUCUCUAGUCGUCCCUUCUCGUACGUUCGUCAUAUUCUGGUGACGUUGGCACUUAAUAUAAUUAUCGUUCUACUUGCAAUCUACGUACCAGAUAUAAGGAAUGUGUUUGGGGUGGUCGGAUCCACUACGUCAACUUGUCUUUUGUUUGUUUUCCCGGGACUAUUUUAUGCCAAGCUUAGCACGGAACCUUACUGCUCCCUACAGAAGCUUGGGGCCUGUGGGUUGCUUGUUCUUGGUAUUUGUAUUGGUGCCUGCAGUUUAACACUAAUUACCAUGAACUGGGCUUACAAUGAAUGA
Pelobates fuscus (common spadefoot toad) is the source of this 1609-nucleotide messenger RNA. It is a transcript of the gene SLC38A6, whose product is annotated as solute carrier family 38 member 6. Lineage: Eukaryota; Metazoa; Chordata; Amphibia; Anura; Pelobatidae. The coding region runs from base 266 to 1609 and encodes 447 amino acids. The record is from RefSeq and is a predicted model, not a curated record. The transcript has 18 exons. Gene Ontology annotation, biological process: amino acid transmembrane transport; L-glutamine transport. Gene Ontology annotation, cellular component: plasma membrane. Gene Ontology annotation, molecular function: L-glutamine transmembrane transporter activity.